AUAAUUAGAUAUUUCACAAGCACUAAACUGAUGGAAAAAACACUUGAUAUUAUCUACCUUUAAUAUCCACAGUUCAAAACACUCGAGAUAAUUUCUACCAACUCUAAAUUUAAGCACCUUUCUCUAAUAUCGAUUCCAAUAAACAGAAAUUAAUUUAUCGCUAAUACCAUCGCGAUUUCACCCCGUCUAAUAUUACCUUAAAAAAAAACAAAUCGAAUCUAAAACCUUCAGGACCGAUAUGGUAGGUACCUAGCCCCGAUAUCCGGAUCCCAUCGCGCAAUUUUUUCGAUCACAACCUCGUCUCCCCGACCCCAUCAAUUUUUAUUAAUAUCGAAAGUCACGAUAAUUUUUUUGCCGCACGCAAGGGGACCAGCUCGAGCUCGAGCCGGGUUAUAUUUGUGCGCCCCAUUUUCGCGACCAUGUCGCCGGAGAUCGCGUCUAAUUCUCCGGAUAAAUCGAAUUCGAUUUUAGACGAAUUCGAGUACGUGGUGCAAGUGGAAAAAUGCCAUCGUCUGUGCUUCGGUUCGAUGGAAUCGAACCGUUUUACAUCACAGCAGAGGAUGCAAACGCGCGAGGUGUUUCCUGAUGUCGCGCCGGGAUGUUACACUAUCGAGAAAAACUCUUCUGCUUUCCACGACAACAUCAAUAAGAAAAGGAGCAAAUUAGGAAUGGCUCCGAUUUGUUACACUGCUCCGCGUUUCAAACACUGGCUCAGUUUCUCUAUUCCUUCACCGGGAAGAUACAAUACCUGUAAAUUUUCAACGAAAUUCAAACAAAACGCCGCACCUUUUUCUUCUACCAGCAAAAUUAGAAACAACAAAUACAACAACAACCCUGGUCCCGGUACGUAUAACGCUACCAAGCGAAUAAAAUGCCGCAGAUCCAAAUUUAUGGACAAUUUCGGCGUACCGGCGGCCGUAAACUCGGUAGAAAUAAUCUGCGUGAAAAAACCACAGGACUCCUGCGAGAAAUGCCGGAAAAUCUGCGAGGCCGACUACUGGCACGUGGAUUACAACGAGUACUUGUGCCAGCAUUGCAGAAACGAUGAGUUCGUUUUGCACGAAUUGUACGAAGACGAGAAACUCAAACAAUUCACGAAAAUCAGGAAUUGCUCAUUUAUGCACGACCAUCAAAACACCGAUGCCGCCAUUAGACUUUUGCCAUCGAAG
Molecule: messenger RNA, 1169 nt
Organism: Phyllotreta striolata
Lineage: Eukaryota; Metazoa; Arthropoda; Insecta; Coleoptera; Chrysomelidae
Source: the annotation of a GenBank genome assembly